Molecule: messenger RNA, 504 nt
Organism: Lecanosticta acicola
Lineage: Eukaryota; Fungi; Ascomycota; Dothideomycetes; Mycosphaerellales; Mycosphaerellaceae
Source: the annotation of a GenBank genome assembly
AUGGCCACCGACCUCGGUGGCUUCCUCGCCUACUACGGUGCUCUCGUGGACGGCGACGGAGCCGGCUGGGAGAUUGGCGGCCUCCCCCACACCGGUAUCGCGGGCUCGCACGGCAACUACGAGGCCGACAGCUCGCCGCUAAAAUCCGACCUGAACUAGUACGGCUCUAACGAACGCCUUAUUAUGAGCCAGUUCUACGACCUCUACAACCGCUAGCCUAACGACAGCACCGCUAACUACAACCUCGAGGUCCUCCGCGCCUUCCGUAAGGACCGCUUCUACGAGUCUAUCGCUAAGAACCCCGACUUUACCUACAACCCCUUCGCCGGCGUCCUCGUCUCCUAGGCCGCCUUUACCUUUAUCUACCGCUUUAUGUCUAACAAGUCCGCCGAGAACCCCGAGAGCGUCCUUAACCGCGACGUCCUUAAGAGCUUUAUAGCUAUCUCCGGCCCCGAGGACAACCUUAAAUGGACCCCCGGCUACGAGAAGAUCCCCGACAACUAG